Molecule: messenger RNA, 1306 nt
Organism: Daphnia carinata
Lineage: Eukaryota; Metazoa; Arthropoda; Branchiopoda; Diplostraca; Daphniidae
Exons: 3
Coding region: 289-657 (122 amino acids)
Source: RefSeq, a predicted model, not a curated record
AUUUCCAUUGUUGUCUUGGUAGUGUGUGGCUUAUGGUGUUUAAUCGUACUUCAAUCAUAACGGGCAGAUGAUCACUUCCCCAGUAAGGUCCUGUCGCGAUAGAUGUGUUGGUUGCAAUGUUGGGGGUGCAUAGAGUUAGAUCGAUUGUUGCGCAUCGGUUACUUGUCAAGCAUGUCUUGUACCGAGAUUCUUUGGUGUUGCUAGUAUAAAUUUAUCAUCGCUGAGUAAAUAUUGCUUCAAGUUUCUUCCAGAAGUGUUUGAGUGGUAUCCGUCUUCCCAUAGAUCAGCAUGGGCGUUGAGAUCGCCCCCAACGAUGGCGCUAUUCCCAGUGUAGGUCUUCAUGUGUUGGGACAUCUAUUGCUGUGGCUUGGACGUUCUUCUUGGUUCCUUGGUUACUUGUGCUGUACUGGAAUGGAUUCUGCCGGCUUCUGUUACCGAGAGGUUGUGAUCGUAAGCGUACUUAAUUAUUUUUUGUUUGUUAGCAAAUAUAGGGCAUUUUGCUGUUCCUGCUGCAUGGUCAGAUUUGCAGCAAGUCGGACAUUUUGGUGGAUCUGUGCAUUGGCUGUACGUGUCGUGGGCGCUGGAGCAGGAUCUGCAAGCUGUAUCGUUGGGGCAUAUUUCUUCCGGGUGACCAAAUUUCCAGCAUUUCCGGCAUAAGGACGGUCUAGGUAUGUAUCUUUUCACCGUGAAAAUUUCGUGGGCAAUGGUGACUUCGCGUGGUAGCGUACUGAUGCUGAAGUACAGUGUGACCAGAGGUAAGUUAGUUAGUGUGUUGUUUGUGUCACGAGAUGUAAACCUUUCACUUUAAUUACACUUUGGUCAGAUAAUAACUCUAAUAGUUCUUCUUCACUGUUGUUUGUCGGAACAUUAUAUAUCACACCUCUAACUUCUUGUUCGGAUUUGCAGAGCGAGCACGAGAUUGCAUGUUCGUUCACUAGUUUCGUGUUGAGUAGGGUGGUUUUCUGUAUAUGUGUGGAUGGGUAGAUGUACAGCUCUCCACGUUGAGUCCAUUUCGUUCCCGGUCUUACUUGGCCUAUUGCGUCGAUGAGUGCUGUAAUGAAGUUCUUCUUCGCAGUGAGGUUCAUUGCUCGAAACGAGUAUGGUUCCUCAGCUAGCUUAAUGAUUACCGGGGCUCCGCUUGUUGAAUUGCUUGGAUGGUAUGGGAAAUUGGGAUUUGGUCUUGCGUUGUGUCUUAGAGUGUUUUUUCUCUUCAGGUGUGUCAUCGGGGUGGCAAUAUCGUCGAUGGACUCGGAUUCGCAGGUGGAGCUGGACGUCCCCUCGUAGUCCUCGUUGUCCUCCAUGGUAC